Actinia tenebrosa (Australian red waratah sea anemone) is the source of this 411-nucleotide messenger RNA. RefSeq names its product pseudouridylate synthase PUS7L. Gene Ontology annotation, molecular function: RNA binding; pseudouridine synthase activity. NCBI's taxonomy places the organism in Eukaryota, Metazoa, Cnidaria, Anthozoa, Actiniaria, Actiniidae. Gene Ontology annotation, cellular component: nucleus. The record is from RefSeq and is a predicted model, not a curated record. Gene Ontology annotation, biological process: pseudouridine synthesis.
GGAACCAAGUCAUUACAUACCUCUCCAGUUUUCCUACACUUUCUCUUUAUUUUUUGCUUUCUUUUCUUCCUAUUUUCCUUUUUUUAAAGAUUCAUGGAUAUAGGCUUGGAAUGUUAUAUCUCAGAACACAGUGGAUUCUGUGGACAGUUAAAGAGAUUCUGUGAGGACUUCAAGGUAACAGAGAUUGAUGAAUUAGGCUGUCUAGUUGAGCUAACAAGCCAAGAUAUACAACCAGAUGUAGCCAAAGAUAUGGAAAAAUGUUACAGAAAAGUGAUAACAGUCUCUGCUAAAAAUGAUGAUAACAUGCAACCAUCAAAUAGUUUAUUUAGCUCUGGGAGUUGCAAUGCAGAAAAUUCAGCCAGCGGUGAAAAGGAUAGUUCUUUGCAGCCUACCAACAAGUAUUUUUAUCAG